CUCACACUGCUUCAAAUUAUUCGAAGUCUCAAUACUCGAUAGCACCAGAAAUUCUCUUCAUCUUGCAACCAUGAGCUCUCAGGGAGGACGAGGCAAGCCCAAGGCCAAAUCCGUCUCCAGAUCUCAGAAGUCCGGCCUCCAGUUCCCCGUUGGCCGUGUCGCUCGCUUCCUCAAGAAAGGGCGUUACGCUGAGCGAGUCGGUUCCGGUUCCCCUGUCUAUCUCUCUGCCGUCCUUGAAUACCUCGCCGCUGAGGUUCUGGAGCUCGCUGGAAAUGCGGCGAGGGAUAACAAGAAGAACAGAAUCGUUCCGAGGCAUAUUCAGCUUGCAGUGAGGAACGAUGAGGAAUUGAGCAAGCUUUUGGGAGGAGUGACCAUUGCAAACGGAGGCGUUUUGCCUAAUAUUCACCAGAAUCUGCUCCCGAAGAAAGCCGGCAAAGGAAAGGGCGAGAUCGGCUCUGCAUCUCAGGAAUUUUAGGGAUUUAGUAGUUAAUUACAAGUUUUUGUUGAUAGAAUGCGAUGAAGUAUGGUCUCAGAUGUGUAAAUUUCCUCAUGGUAGAUGGAAUUUUCUAAAGAUUUCUGGACGUUGAAUUGAAAUAUAAUUUUAUUAUUAUG
Messenger RNA from Rubroshorea leprosula, 612 nucleotides. The record is from the annotation of a GenBank genome assembly. Lineage: Eukaryota; Viridiplantae; Streptophyta; Magnoliopsida; Malvales; Dipterocarpaceae.